Molecule: messenger RNA, 5861 nt
Organism: Procambarus clarkii (red swamp crayfish)
Lineage: Eukaryota; Metazoa; Arthropoda; Malacostraca; Decapoda; Cambaridae
Gene: Lis-1
Product: LisH and WD40 domain-containing Lis-1
Biological process (GO): retrograde vesicle-mediated transport, Golgi to endoplasmic reticulum; retrograde axonal transport; nuclear migration
Cellular component (GO): cytoplasmic microtubule; microtubule associated complex; neuronal cell body
Molecular function (GO): dynein complex binding; microtubule plus-end binding
Source: RefSeq, a predicted model, not a curated record
UCCGGCUCUCCACCCGAUCGAUCUCGCGGAGUCUCGUCGAGAGCGAGAGUUUCUCCCACAGCAAAAUAAUACUUGACCCAACGAAACGAACGUAUUUGACGGUGUUUUUGUGCGUAACCUUCUUAUGCUAUAAAGCAACCAGAACCAGUCAGGAGUACUGUAUUCAGUGGUGUAUGGAAGUGUAAGAAGUGUUACCCACGUGUUGAUUGGUUCCACAGUAAAACCUACGAUCAUGAAAAUGGUUUUGUCACAGCGUCAAAGAGAGGAACUGAAUAAAGCCAUAGCUGACUAUUUAUGCAGCAAUGGCUACAUGGAUGCGUUGGAAGCCUUCAAGAAUGAGGCAGACAUGCCAGGCGAGAUUGAAAGAAAAUAUGCUGGGCUUCUUGAAAAAAAAUGGUGCUCAGUUAUUAGACUUCAGAAAAAGGUAAUGGAACUAGAAGUAAAGUUAAAUGAAGCUGAAAGGGAAUACAUUGCCGGUGCUCCCACGCGAGACAAACGAUCGCCGUCCGAAUGGAUUCCACGACCCCCAGAGAAGUACAGCCUCACAGGGCACAGGGCACCAGUUACAAGGGUAAUUUUCCACCCGAUGUAUUCAGUGAUGGUGUCAUCAAGUGAAGACGGUACUAUCAAGGUUUGGGAUUACGAAACUGGAGAUUAUGAAAAGACAUUAAAAGGUCACACUGAUAGCAUUCAGGACAUAGCAUUUGACCAUAGUGGCAAGUUCCUAGUCUCAUGUAGUGCUGAUAUGUCAAUCAAACUGUGGGACUUUUCAUCAUACGAGUGUGUCAAGACGAUGCACGGCCACGACCACAAUGUGUCCUCGGUCACUUUCAUGCCCUCGGGAGAUUAUCUCUUGAGUUCCUCCAGAGAUAAGACCAUUAAAAUGUGGGAGGUGGCUACAGGAUAUUGUGUCAAGACAUUUACUGGACACCGGGAGUGGGUGAGGAUGGUACGAGUGUGCAAUGAUGGCUCUCUCAUUGCAUCGUGCUCCAAUGACCAGACAGUACGUGUGUGGCUCACAGCUAGUAAGGAAUGUAAGGCUGAACUGCGAGAGCACGACCAUGUAGUAGAGUGCAUUGCGUGGUGUGAGGGCAAUGCCUGUGCGGCUGUGAAUGAUGCAGUUGCGACAGAUAACCGCAAGCCCAACUACCAGGGUCCCUUCCUGAUAUCUGGAUCACGAGACAAGACUAUCAAGGUAUGGGAUGUAGGCAUUGGUCUGUGCCUCUUCACACUUGUAGGACAUGACAACUGGGUCCGAGGCCUGUUAGUACACCCUGGUGGCAAAUACAUCCUUUCUGCCUCUGAUGACAAAACAGUUCGUGUUUGGGAUAUUAAGAAUAAGCGAUGCCAAAAGACUCUCGAUGCUCACUCUCAUUUCUGUACUUCAUUAGAUAUGCACCGGAGUGCGCCAUACGUAAUCACUGGCAGUGUGGAUCAAACCAUUAAGGUGUGGGAGUGUCGCUAAUUCGAAGGUGUGUGAGCAAGCCUCGCCCACCUCUCCCAUCAACCUAUUGGUUACCCCUUCCUCCUACUGCAUUCUGCCAUCACUGCUAGAGAUAUUGAUGCUGCUGCUCCCACUCUACCUACAACUGAGCUACUGCCUCUCGUCAACUCUUCCAGCGGUUCUGCCACUCUUGUCCAUUCCUAGGUUUAUCUUGUGUGGUUGAUGUCACGUUCCAUCACCACAAACUAUUUAGAAGGUAGAAGGUGACCAGUGUGCAGUAAGAGGCAAGUGGCACAAUGUGUGUGUGGGAGGAGAGACCCCAAGUAAUUUAUUAUUUUAAUUUAUUGUUAAUAUCAUGGAUGUUAUAAUGCAAGUACCACCUUCUUGGCAGUAAUUAGGGCAUGGUUACCAGAAGAUGGAGAAGCUCUAGGGUGUGUCCAGGGUGGGUAUAUAGCACCUGUGUAUAGCUGCUUUUGUAUUGCGCCUCUUAACAUGCACGCAUGUGACAGCUGAGGCACUAAACUGCAAAGAGGGCCUGAAGGACGGAGUGAGACGUCCAACCUAGUGAUGCGUUGCUAAUCGUUCAUUAUUUUUACGCCAAAGAAGAGAAGAGAGGUGUUUCUUAAAAACCAGUGAAUAUUAACUUGAAGCUCAUUUGUAUUUCAGGUGUUACCUGUGAUUCAUUACCAAGUGUUCAAAGCAAAACUUGGAGGAUCGCAAAAUUAUUUACAUUUGUAUAUACAUAGUAGAAGCAAAUAGUUACCCAAACGACAACUAUAUUGUAUUGGAAAUGAAAACUGGAAGUUAAGGAAGAAUGUAGGCAGCAGUAUGGUGUUGCUCCGAGUGUGCUGUGUGUCAGGUGGGCGUGGCAGGCUGGGUUUGACUCCUUCCUUCAAUAGUUGAAACUUAAUGUACAUGGGAAUUUUUCUUACUCCAAUCAAUUUCUUUGUAGUGUAUAUAUAUAUAAAUUUAAGCAUUAAACUUGGUCAAAAGGCUAAAAAUGUGGAAGACAGGAUGCUUCACUAUAUAUAAGCAGCCUGUUGCACAGCACAGGACAGUAACAUACUUGACCUUGAUGUUGGAGUUCAGGAGAGGCUGAAACAGGCGGUCUGGUGCUACAUUUGGUGUUUACCUGCUUAAUUUGUCUCUAGAAGUAACUGAUGCAAUUACAACUUGAAGUAUGACUUGAAAGAUGGUUGGUUCUCGGGUGUAAUUUUGUCGUCGUCACUUAAUAGUACUCUUUGAGCAGGUUAGUAUCUAUUACUUUGGUUGUCUCUUAUGUCCAGCUAGACUUCUGUAAACCCAUCCUUUAUUGAGCAUCCCAGAUGAGAGAUGUUAAUACUUUUAUUAUACUUUAUUUUUGUUCUUAUUCCCUAUUCUCUUCCUUCACUAUUACUGCAUUUGAUGUCAGAUGUUUGCAGUGGAACUAUUAUCGACCUGAGGCACAAAGGGUGCCUUUUUAUUAUUAUUACUAACAUGCUGUGAUUACCUUAUAUAGUCUACACUUACAGAGCUUUAGUAUAUUUUUUGUAUUUUUGUACUAUUUAACAAUGCCAUGUGGUCUUGUAAUCACACAGGCAUCCACUUAUUGUCAAUUAUCAUUUUGUUGUUGAUUACUGAGAAGCUGGAAAUUCAUGGGAUAUAAACCAAAGGCUUAUUGGGUGACCACAGGGAACAACCCAGUAAUGGGGUAGUACCAACAGUAGCAAACAGUACCAUGACCAAACCUGCCCUGGAAUAUGCCUUUACCUGUACUGCUGGAGGGGGUCAAAUGUGUUGAGCAAACCAGAUCGAUGCCAAUCUAGUUGAGUAAAAGUUGAGACAGAUUCUGGCACUGCUCUGUUAACAGAAAAUGGCUGCCACUAAGUUUUACACUAAAUAAGUAUAUUGCAUAAUAAGUUAAAAAAAAUAGUUCAUGGAUCUCGUGUUAGGUUGAUAUUGAUGACUAUAUUUGUGUGUGUGUGUUUGCGUGUGUUAUGCAUGUGUAUAUAAUUGUGUGCAUAUGAAUAACACACUCAAUAUUCUUUGAACUUUAAACUGUCAUCUGUAUACUUAUACUUACAUAUACAUAAACUGCAAAUAUAUAUACAGUAUAUAUACACCCAUGUAACACUAGAUCUGAGGUAUAAGUCAUGGUGUUAGUUAAGUGGCAGCCGAGGCAAGUGUCGGUAUGUACCGCUUUAGUCAUCAGUUGCCUGCUGAGUGUCGUUUUGUCAUUUGACUCCCGCUCCUCUCACUAGCGCGUAGCCAAAUAGAUUGUAAGUGCAUUUUGGUGCAGAUGGUGUCUUUAUUAUUAUUUUAUAAUAGAUAUUUAUUUCACCAAGUUGAGUGAAAGUUAAUAUAUUUCUCAAAUAAAAUUAGACGACAUUCAAAGAAAUGGAGAAUGUUUUGGAGCACAGAAAAGCUGAUGCUUUCUCAUGAAAUUUGGGUACUUAGUGACAGCAAGCUGUAGGCUGGGUCUGUCAUCACCUUGGCUGAAUCUACUGUUUGUGAAAGGUAAUCCUUAGUCUGACCACCCUUAACCCCCCUAUAGGCCGGGCGUGUCUACGCAGUGUGUCUAUUAACAUUGUCUUUCAAGAAGCAGACCAGCUUAACAGUUAUAUACAGCUUUAUUAAGUCAUUUUCACAUUCCAUAGUUUAUGGUGAGUGUGUUGCUCAUCAGUAAGGUAUCGAGUGACUCGAAUACAGUAGGAUAUUUAAUCUUUUUUCUGAGUACAAGAUUCUUGCUUGGCCUUAAAAUUUUUGUCUGUUCCUGAAAGGUAAUGUUUGCUGACAGCUUAUAUUUAUGAAUAACCCAAUUUUUGUCACCACAUAGUCACAUUACACACACUAAUAAUGUUGAUGUUGAUAACGUUGAUGAUGAUAUUCAAAUUCAUGUAUCUUAUUUAUUGUUUCCAUAGUCAUUUGUGCUGGUAAAGCAUUUUACUUUGAAGUGCGAAUAUAGAAGACAAAGUAGACAAUUUGCUUUUUAAUCAGAACGUGACGACAUCGACGAUAAAAUCUUACAGUACUCUAUUUGUGAAGUUAAUUUCCAUUUCAGCCUAAAUAUUAACCAUUAUUAAACAAUGUUUCAGUUUAUCGUUGAUCUCGUCACGUACCAUCCUGUACACUGAUAAGCUGACACAACAUGCAAUGGAAAAUUAAGUAGAAUCUUAGUGCAAAAACAUGCAAAAAUCAUCAUAUAACAAACAUAUAACUGAAUUCUGAUAACCACUAUCACUCCUUCAAUGUUUAAUUACUUAUUCCCUGUAGUUUCUCUUUAGUCAAGCAGGACUGUACUCUUUGACAAUAUACAUACCUAAGCAAUCUUUUUAGAAAUUCUGUACUGGCAACUUGAUCUGUAAAUUUUACCCAAGCAGAAAUAGUCCAGUAGUGUACUGUAUAUUGAUGCAAGUUAUUAUUAUUAAUUGAUGAAAUAAAGGUAAGUCUGCUGGGUGUUGCUGUAAAUGGCAGAUCAUGUUGAUAUUUUUUUCCCCUCCUAGUUUUUCAGCAGUCUCGGCUAACUGAAACGCUUGUUUAAUUAAUCACAAGAGGAUCUUGUCAGCAAAUCCUCCGAGCGAUUUCAGGCACAGAUUUAUUAGUUCACUUCAGUUUUCAGGUGUUCAGGGCUUCUGCUCUUGCUAGUUUAGAGAGACGUCUCACCCUGAAUAUGUACAGGCACCCUGAUGAGCACACCAAGCUACAUUUUUGUUUUGGUUAGCCUUUGUGUAUAAAAGUGACCCAAGUUUUCUUAUAUAUACAUUAAAAUUGAUGUUCAGAUUGUGUCUUUUAGUAAACCAUCAAUUACGUAUAAAUAGAGAAAUUUUUUUGCGGAUUUAAUCACCAGGUUUGGGUUAGUAGUAAGUGAACGAUCAUUAAUGCUUUGUCACAUUAGUAUUGGUUUUAAAUGUGCCGAGUACCUCGCCCUUGAAUAAAAGGUAUCCCUCAGUCAACAUUUCAAAAGAUGCACGAGAUUUUUUAUUUAUUAUUAUUAUUUUUUUGGUUGCUUGUAGCUUUUCCCCAUUGUCGUUUGCAUGUUUGUGCCUCCUUUGUGUGACAAUAGGAGCAUGUGUACUUCAGUUUUAUGAAUAACAAAACUAUAUAAAGUCAUGGGACAGUGAAAAUGUGUUACCAUACGGAUUUUUAAAGUAAUUAGUGGAACGUUAAUGUUGAGCACAUGUUGGUAAUUAUGAAGACCAAGACAUUAUGGUGUGAAUUUGAUAAUGAAACUUGUUGACCAUCAAGGCAGCUUGGAGUAAAAAUAAUAUGGUUUGUAGUACGUAUUUUCAUAAUGGUUUAUUUUGAUCUAUUGGAAAUGUUCAAUGGGCUUAAUGCUUUGUAUGAGUUUGUUAUUGCUAUCCAGUUUGUAAAUAUUGUCUUUCUCUUUGUACAUUUAUUCUGUAAACUUAAGUAACGUGAAUAAAUUCAAUGUACACCA